AUGAAUCUAUCAUAUCAGACUAUGGAGAAUCCCGAUAUCCGUAACUACUUCAAGAUGAGCAACGAAAUGACAGGGAUUCUAAUAAACCAAAUAAACCCGCUUUCCGAUGCACACAAAUUUCUGAAGAAGAAUGAUAUCAUUCUUGCGAUUGACGGUGUUCCGAUAGGAAAUGAUAGUACAGUUCCUUUUCGUAAGCAGGAACGAGUGACUUUCACACAUUUGGUUUCUAUGAAGAAACUAUGUGAAACAGUCUUACUUAAAGUCUUAAGAGAUGGAAAAGAGCAUGAGUUCAAUAUCAGUGUAAAACCCAUCUUAGAGGAUGACAUUAAUGCAGGAUACUCCAGUUAUGAAGAUUUGCAGGUGAAGAAAGUGAAUGGAGUGGAAGUGGAUAAUCUGAAGCAAUUAUGUCAGCUCAUAGAGGAAUGCACCACCGGAUAUUUGAUGAUGGACUUGGAAAAAGAAAAGGUUAUCGUCCUCAAUAAUAAAUCUGCAAGAAAAGCCACUUCUCGGAUCUUGAAAGAUCUCAAAAUAACGUCGGCCAUGUCCGAGGAUCUUCAGCCUAGAAAGCUUCAAAGUGGCCGCAUAGUUCCCCGGCAUAGCAAGAAAAAAAAUUAG
This is a messenger RNA of Microthlaspi erraticum, 615 nucleotides long. The record is from the annotation of a GenBank genome assembly. Lineage: Eukaryota; Viridiplantae; Streptophyta; Magnoliopsida; Brassicales; Brassicaceae.